Molecule: messenger RNA, 631 nt
Organism: Saccostrea echinata
Lineage: Eukaryota; Metazoa; Mollusca; Bivalvia; Ostreida; Ostreidae
Product: perlucin-like
Exons: 5
Coding region: 1-588 (195 amino acids)
Molecular function (GO): signaling receptor activity
Source: RefSeq, a predicted model, not a curated record
AUGGGAGCGAGAGUAGGGGGGAGAGAGCAAGUGGGUAGAGAGACAGAGAGUGAGUGGGGAGAGAGUGUAAGUGGGGAGAGUGGAGUGGGUGAGGAGAGUAUGAAUGAGGAGGGAAGAGAGAGAGAGACGGUUUUGUUUACUUCUGGGGACGGACCUUGUGGAGACUGGGUCUCCCUCCUGGACUCCUGUUACUUGUUUUCCGAGUUCACAAAUACGUGGAGUGAAGCAGUGGCAGUUUGUAAAGCAUUUGAAGCUGACUUGGUUUCUAUAGAGUCAAACGACGAGAAUCUAUUGAUCGAUGGCUACUUACAAACCAAGCAUCCACACGAUAACGACAAAGUAGCUGCAGAUUAUUGGAUUGGUGGAAAUGACAUCGAGGCUGAGGGUAACUUUAAAUGGAUAGGAUCGGAGCAGCCCUUUACUUUUACCUACUGGAUGACUGGUCAACCUGAUCCGGCGGAGCAGGAUUGUGUUGAAAUCCGGGGAGUUAGCAAUUUCCGCUGGCAUGACGAAACAUGCACCCAUCAGCACCGCUUUAUUUGCGAGAAACCGAUUGGUUCUCCCCCAGAUAUUGAUGUCAUCGGUUGAAACUUCUUAACAUUAUAAUAAUGUAUAAUUAUAGUGCUUUGAA